UUGUAUAGCCUCUUGGCUAGUUUUGUAGCCGACUUGGUUGGUUUUGAAAAUGGUGUUUUUGUACAAGUGUUGAUAAAUGAGUGUCAGCGGAGAGGUUGCAUUCACCUCACCCCCUUCCCCUUUGCUAAAGAUAAGGAGUCUGUUUAUUUUGGCACAGCCUAGUUACACAGGAGAGAAGACAAGAUUGCAGUUGAACUCCCCCCACACCCUCCCCGUUGUAAGCAUCUCCCUCCAGCUGCUCUGAAUCAGACAUCAGCAUGCAGGGAGGGAAGAAGUCAGUCGGUCUGUGCUAAGGAAACAGCAGCGGUACCUGUCCUUUCACACCUACAAGAGCAGGAGGGUGGAAGUCAGUGAAAAGGGAGAGUAGCACCACCCAGUCGCAGGCUCACUGACACCUACACAAGCAGUAGCGCCGGCACAUUGACACCUGCAGCAGGAGGAGGAGGCGCAGAACUAAGUUGCCGCUGUAGAGCAAGUGAUCCCUGUGCGAAUAGCGACUGCAGCUUUGCUCUAGUACUGAAUGCUGCUCUGUGAAGGUCUGUAGGGGUUGGCCCAUAGUGCCGCAGAUCUCCCAUCACCCUGUCCACUGGAAACGAUCAUUUUUGUUUGAAGCCCACACAGAGCGACAGUCCAUUAGAGUUGCGUCAGUCGCACCUGAGAUCAUAACUACGAGGCUGCGCGCACGAUGCUCUGUCGAUCUACUACUUAUCGCACCAGCUCAGUUUAAACAAUCGCAUCGAGGCCGCUAAUUAGACUUUCCAAGCGGUCCUCAUGGAGCCCGCGCUAGAGGUGUCGGGAUGGCCCUGCGCUGGGCGCAAGAGCGAUGACAAUGCGGUGUUACACGGCGCCAUGCUGGAACUGCGCUCCGAGAUGAACAACUUCAGGCACGGGGUAGAGCGGCAGCUGGAGGACGUGCUAAGACUUGCCGGGCCGCUUUCUAGGUCGGUCACUGAUCUGCAGUGCGAGAACCGGCGGCUCCGGGAGCAAGUGGACAGGUUGAGCCGACAGGUGGAGCUGCUGAGUCGGGCUGCGGGGCUAAAUGAGGAAGGACCGACCCGCUUCUCUAGCCACGCCCUGCUGUCACUGUCCCCAAAGGUGCAGACUACUGUGCCAGAGGCAGAGAAUGAUGUGGAAACUACAUGCACUACGGCCUCCGUGGUGGUGGAAAAUGGACAUAAAUCACUUCCAGAUAAAGACAAAAUCUCUCCGGAUAGUAGCACUGUAGCACCUGUCUCCAACCCGCGCACCCCCUCGCCAACCCCCGACGUGAGAAUGCCACACAUGCCCGUUACUGCUGUGAAAAAAGUGGUUGGAGAAGCGCCUCCCAGUGUAAGCAAUGGCAGCAGCCGCCAGUAUGGACAGGAACCCAAAAGUUCAACAGAGGCAUCGCCAAAGCAAAGCAAUACACCAAGUGCUGUAAGGACAUGGAAUGCCAGCAUUGUCAGGACAAUGGGUGUCUCCAACAGCUCAGAAAAAACUGUAUCUGCAACAAAGACAACUCAAAGCUACAGCAUGGCAAGUUCUACAGUGAGCAGUGAGAGUUCUGACAGAUACUUUGAUGUUACUCCCAAAUCCCACUCUCCACCACCAGUCAUCAGCUGCCAAGCUGAGAAGAAACGGGACCUGGUAAGAUCCCAGACAUUACCACGUUCUGCCGGCACCCAAGUACGCAAGGCUUUCUUUGAGAAGUUUGAUCAAGACAGUGCCAAGGGCAAGGGAGAAUCCAAGGUGAAACUAAAGCGCUCUCAGAGUUUUGGUGUUUCCAGCGCAACCAGCAUUAAGCAGAUUCUACUGGAAUGGUGCCGUUCCAAAACUAUUGGCUACAAGAACAUUGAGCUACAGAACUUCUCAUCCAGCUGGAACAAUGGAAUGGCUUUUUGCGCCCUGGUUCACUCAUUCUUCCCAGAAGCCUUUGACUAUGAUGCUUUGGAGCCUAGCAACGCCAAGCAUAAUUUUGAGCAAGGUUUCUCCACAGCAGAGAAAUUUGCUAACUGUGAGCGUCUUAUUGAGGUAGAAGACAUGCUGAUGAUGGGAAGGAAGCCAGAUCCAAUGUGUGUGUUUACUUAUGUGCAGUCAUUGUACAACCACCUGAGACGCUUUGAGUGAGAGCUAUGUCCCGACGCCUUCACAUGUUUUUACAUUAUACAGCACCCUCUGUCCCCCACCUGCUCCUCUGCUUCUGCGACCAGCACCCGUCCGACUUGAUGACAGCAAGAGAGACUCACACAUGCUCCUAUCUGUCUCUGCUCCACUCACACUAUGGCCUGCAUCAAGCAGCAUUACAACAAAUAAGACAAGACUAUUCACAAGGUGCUGGGGACAGACUAUUUUUACCAGAUUGUUUACUGUUAGUACUAUGUAAAUGGCCUAUAUUGGUCCCUUAUUUUAAGACUGCUGCUGUGUUUUAGUGACACUCCUGAAAGUCCACUGUCUGUUUGUACUGUGCACAUGGAAUCACUAGUGUUCAAAUAAGACUAUGGGCACUCUUCUGUUCUGUUUUCUUCUUUAGUAUCCCUGUCUGGUUGCAAUGGCUGGGCUUGUGCAUGUAGAAGGAAGAAAAUGCUAAAUCAUGAGUUUUCUUCUAUAAAUCCAUGGGAAUGCUGUCAUACACUGUAUUAAAAAGAACUAAACAUUAGUGGGCUUGAUGUUAUGCAACUAUAAUGCCCCGUAGCCUUUGCCUGUCUUCAUCUGUUAGUGGAUCAUGGGGUUGUUCCUGGAGAGCUGUGCACUGCCUAUACCUGCAUUAAUAAGAAUAUGCUUACAUUUAAAAUGAAUGAGCUCACUCCCCAAGAUAUACAGUUUGCCCCUUUUAAUCAAAAGAGUAGAACCUUUAUUUUAUUAUGUAGUUUUGCAGAAUAUAGCCCAGAAUGGUAUUUAGUGAACUUUCACUUUUCAAUCCUUUUGUACUUGUGUGCAAAAUCCGCCAUAGAAAUAAACGGUCGGUGGUUCAGAUGUGUUACCAGAGUUUCCUAAACAUAAUGGAUAGGUCCUAUUCCAGUAUGUGACACUAUUGCAACUUGUGUAUAUUUUUAGAUAGAGCUAUUAAUGUGCCUUAUCUUAGAUCUUUAUAUAUGAGCAGGCACAGAGAAUGGCUAGCUUAGUAAAGGAACACUGUAUUACCAUGAGUAACCCUUUCAUAUCUAGAGAGACACCGAAUACCCCAGGCAACAGGCCACAAAGUUAUAGUCUAUUAUUAGCAUAUGCAGGCAAGGAUCUCUCAGCAGGAGGGAUGGUAUGGAGUCAAGUGCCAAGAAGGCAGUCUUCUAUUUGUAUCUU
Molecule: messenger RNA, 3276 nt
Organism: Xenopus laevis (African clawed frog)
Lineage: Eukaryota; Metazoa; Chordata; Amphibia; Anura; Pipidae
Gene: smtnl2.S
Product: smoothelin-like 2 S homeolog
Exons: 9
Coding region: 772-2106 (444 amino acids)
Source: RefSeq, a predicted model, not a curated record